GGAUUUGUGCUUUCACAGUGUAUGUGAGAAAGACCUUUCACAAUGCCCCGGGCUCUGAUCCUCUCCAGUUUUCCUCUUCAGAGGAUACUCGUCCUUCCACUGUGUGUUAUGUUUGCAGUUAUGGCAGAGGAGAGAAGAGAUUGCAGGGAGCAGGAAUACCAGGAUAAGUCUGGAAACUGUAUUCCCUGCCGGCAGUGUGAUGCUGGACAAGAGCUUUCCAAGGAAUGUGGCUUUGGCUUUGGGGAGGAUGCCCAGUGUGUGCCCUGCAGAGCCAGUCGCUUCAAAGAGGACCGCAGCCUGCAGAAAUGCAAGCCCUGUCUGGACUGUUCCCUCCUCAACCGCUUCCAGAAGGGGAACUGCUCCACCACCAGCAACGCCGUGUGCGGAGACUGUCUGCCCGGAUUUUACAGAAAGGCGAAGUUGAGAGGAUUCCAGGACAUGGAGUGUAUCCCGUGCGGAGAUCCGCCGCCAGCAUAUGAACCAAACUGUAUGGGGCGAGUAGAUUUUGUACCUGUCCAGCCUGCGGUGACCAGCCCCAGAGACAUGGCUCUAGCUGCGGUCAUCUGCAGCGCGCUGGCCACCGUCCUGCUCGCCCUCUUCAUCCUGUGCGUCAUCUACUGUAAGAGACAACUGCUGGAGAAGAAACCAGUUUCACCGAGGUCCCACGAGGCUCCUUAUGUGGGGUCCGAGUUGUCUUGUCUGGAGUUUUCCCAGCGGCCUUGUUGUCAGUGUCGUCCCGGAUCAGGACAGGCCUGCGGUCCUGUGCACCUGAUCCAGAGCCGUCCCUUUCACUCUCACAGCAGUCUCAAUGAAGGUUUGGUGAAUCUGUCACUGGGAAGCAGCCAGGCAGAUGUGGGAUGUGCACCUGAUGAGGCCUGGCCUCUCGUUCAGAGCGGCGCGAUCUUAGACGCCCCCCAGAGCGGCUCCUCGUGUGAUGAGGAUGAGGAAGGAGCCCCGCAGAGCUCAGGUCUGAGCCCAGUCAAACACUCGGCUCCUACAGCCACAGCUGUCUGCGACUGAAGGAUGACUUGCUCUUAUCUCACCUGUUGCAGAUCUCCGGGAGCCACUCUGGAUGUAGAAAGAGCAAAGGAAGAUCCCACCUCAGAUUACAUCAGGCCACACACACUGAAAACGUGUGUUUUGCUCCUCAUUCUCCAGUCGUGUGUGACACUCGCCAACAGUGGCC
Messenger RNA from Carassius carassius (crucian carp), 1186 nucleotides. Its product is annotated as tumor necrosis factor receptor superfamily member 19-like. Gene Ontology annotation, cellular component: plasma membrane. Gene Ontology annotation, molecular function: signaling receptor activity; protein binding. Lineage: Eukaryota; Metazoa; Chordata; Actinopteri; Cypriniformes; Cyprinidae. Gene Ontology annotation, biological process: positive regulation of canonical NF-kappaB signal transduction; positive regulation of JNK cascade. The transcript is spliced from 9 exons. The record is from RefSeq and is a predicted model, not a curated record. Bases 43 to 1020 code for a protein of 325 amino acids.